Sorex fumeus (smoky shrew) is the source of this 2118-nucleotide messenger RNA. RefSeq names its product calpain 10 (gene CAPN10). The coding region runs from base 49 to 1983 and encodes 644 amino acids. The record is from RefSeq and is a predicted model, not a curated record. The transcript has 12 exons. NCBI's taxonomy places the organism in Eukaryota, Metazoa, Chordata, Mammalia, Eulipotyphla, Soricidae. Gene Ontology annotation, biological process: proteolysis. Gene Ontology annotation, cellular component: cytoplasm. Gene Ontology annotation, molecular function: calcium-dependent cysteine-type endopeptidase activity.
ACGGGCGGGCCGGCCGCGGGCUGCAGAUGGAAGCCCCGGGUGCUGAGGAUGCGGGCGCCGAGCAGGGAGCUCUUCCGGGAUGCCGCCUUUCCCGCCUCGGACUCGUCGCUUUUCUCCAGCUUCUCCACGCCGCUGGCUCAGUUCCGGGGGGACAUCACGUGGCGGCGGCCCCAGGAGAUCUGCGCGUCCCCCCAGCUGUUCGCGGACAGCCCCCAAGAGGCGCAGGUGACGCAGGGGCUGCUAGGUGACUGCUGGUUCCUGUGCGCCUGCGCGGCCCUGAGCCGGAGCCGCCGCCUCCUGCACCAGGUCUUCCCCGCCGGGCAGCCGUGCUGGCGCGAGCCCGCCUACCGGGGCGCCUUCACCUGCCGGGUGUGGCGGUUCGGGCAGUGGGUGGAGGUGACCGUGGAUGACCGCCUGCCGUGCCUCGCCGGGAGACUGUGCUUCUCGCGCUGCCACAAGGAGGACGUGUUCUGGCUGCCCCUGCUGGAGAAGGUGUACGCCAAGCUCUACGGGUCCUACGAGCACCUGUGGGCAGGGCAGGUGGCAGACGCGCUGGUGGACCUGACCGGCGGGCUGGCGGAGCGCUGGAGCCUGAAGGAUGCUGCCAAGCCCCCGGAGGACGGCCAGGAGCCCCGCACCUGCCAGCGGCUGCUGAGCCUGCAGGACCGGUGCCCCAUCAGCUGCUCGGUGCUCAGCCCCAGGGCCGGGGCCAGGGAUCUAGGGGAGUUUCAUGCCUUCAUUGUCUCGGGUCUGCAAGAGCUCCAGGACCAGGCCGGCCAGAGCCUCCUGCUGCUGCGGAUUCACAACCCCUGGGGCCGCAGGUGUUGGCAGGGACCUUGGAGAGAGGGGGGCGAGGGGUGGAGCCGCGUCUCCGCAGCCACUGCGUGUGCUCUGCUGGGCCAGCUGCAGGCGGGGGAGUUCUGGGUGGAAGAGCCGGAGUUCCUCCGAGAGUUCGACGAGGUCACCAUCGGCUUCCCGCGCUCAGAGUCCGGGCACCUGCAGAGCCUCUGCUCAGGACAGGAGCUGUGCCACACGCAGCAGCUGCAGGGGGCCUGGGUCCGCGGGCAGUCGGCCGGGGGCUGCCGGAACAACAGAGGCUUCCCCAGCAACCCCAAGUUCUGGCUGCGGGUGUCGGAGCCCAGCGAGGUGUACGCGUCCGUGCUACAGCAGCCGGCACUGCGGGCAGCGGCCGACUCCGCGGGGACGGCCAGCUGCCUGGGCAGCAGCCACCAGGCCGUGGGCCUGCACAUCUGGAAGGUGGAGAAGCGGCGGGUCAGCCUGCCCAGGGUCCUGUCUGCGCCCCCCGUGGCGGGCACUGUGUGCCACGCGUAUGACCGGGAGGUCCACCUGCGCUGCGAGCUGUCCCCUGGGCACUACCUGGCCGUGCCCAGCACCUUCCUGAAGGACAUGCCCGGACGCUUCCUGCUGCGCGUGUUCUCCACUGGGAGAGUGGCCCUCAGCGCCCUCAGGCCGACCCCCGCGAGCCCGCCGGCCGGGGAGUGGGAGACGGUGCGGCUGCGUGGCUGCUGGCGCAGUGGCCGGUCCGCGGGGGGCAGCAGGAACUUCGCGUCCUACCCCAGCAACCCCAGCUUCCCGCUGCUGGUGCCCGCCGGCGCGCCCCGCUGCGUGCGCAUCUCCCUGCGCCAGCACUGCCGGGGCGCCCAGUGCCACCCCAUCGGCUUCCACGUCUUCCAGGUCCCCGAGGACGAGGACGGCGGCGCGCCGGGCCAGCCGCCCCUGCUGCUGCAGGAGCCCGUGCUCAGCUGCGUGCCCCACAGCUACGCGCCCGAGGUGAGCCAGCUCUGCCAGCUGGCCCCGGGCGCCUACCGCGUGGUGCCCUCCACCUACCUGCCCGACACCGAGGGCACCUUCACCCUGCUGCUGGCCACCAGGAUUGACAGGCGCUCCAUCCACAGCCGGGAGUUGCUGGGCCAGCCCCUGCAGGAGGCGUCCUUCCUGGCGGUCAUGAAGACUGGACCUUGACUGUGCUUCUCCACGGGCACCAGACAGCUCCCACGGCUCCUGGUGCCACCAACCGGUGCUGCGGCCGCCUCUCGGGCCAGAGGAGACACUGUGCUGCGGGCAGUGCCCCAGAGCCCACCCAGGACAGACUGGCCG